AUGGAAAACAAUCAGGAACUCAAGCAUUUACAUGACACCCUAUUCUCCGAGGGCCUUGAGGUCCGCCGCGCGGUCGUCGGAGACCAAUACGUUGAUAAAGCUUUGGAGAACGGAUCCAGCGAAUUUGCUCGCCCCGGCCAGGCGCUGGUGACGGAGUGGUGCUGGGGCCAUAUUUGGACGAGACCUGGUCUUGAAAGGAAGCAGCGGAGUCUUCUCAAUAUAGGCAUGCUGAUUGCAUUAAAAUCGUGGCCAGAGCUAGGCAUUCAUACGCGGGGCGCAAUCAAUAACGGUUUGACCGAGAAAGAGAUUAGUGAGGCUGUGCUGCAAGCGACUAUCUAUUGUGGUGUGCCGGCUGGGGUUGAGGCGAUGAAAGUAACGGAAAAGGCUAUAUUGGAGAUGAUCGAGAAGGGGGAAUAUACACGGUCAUGA
Aspergillus candidus is the source of this 429-nucleotide messenger RNA. RefSeq names its product AhpD-like protein. NCBI's taxonomy places the organism in Eukaryota, Fungi, Ascomycota, Eurotiomycetes, Eurotiales, Aspergillaceae. The record is from RefSeq and is a predicted model, not a curated record. Gene Ontology annotation, molecular function: peroxiredoxin activity. Bases 1 to 429 code for a protein of 142 amino acids. The transcript is spliced from 2 exons.